Phacochoerus africanus (Common warthog) is the source of this 3476-nucleotide messenger RNA. RefSeq names its product polypeptide N-acetylgalactosaminyltransferase 3 (gene GALNT3). Gene Ontology annotation, cellular component: Golgi apparatus. The transcript has 11 exons. Bases 588 to 2489 code for a protein of 633 amino acids. Lineage: Eukaryota; Metazoa; Chordata; Mammalia; Artiodactyla; Suidae. The record is from RefSeq and is a predicted model, not a curated record.
UGCUGAAGUGAGUCAAGUGAUGAAAUCAAGACAGCAUGGGAAGGAAGCUCGACCAAAUAGCUCACGAACCUAAGUGGUGACAGACGUUGCUGAACCCUGCUCGUGGAAACCUUACAAGCCAACGGUUACUGCCGUCAUGAGGUGGUCCUCGGAGGCAAGGGGCCCCCGGAUCUCUGGACAGCGCACCCCUUCAUUUUGGCGAAACGUAAAGGAAGUGUGUGUGAGGGAAAUUCAGACCUCUGGUUCCCUAAAGACCCAGAUUGUCUUCUGAUUACAAGGUGAUCCCUGCCACCAGGUCAGCGCAGGACUCCUCUGUGUAAGACGGGCUGAGGCUUGCCUCUUUCGGAGAACUAGCCUUGCCUCUCGCGGAGAACCAGACUCCCCUCGCGCGGAGAGAGGAGCCGCGGGGUGGCCGCUUUCAGCAGGGACCGCGCCCCCGCCCCGCGCGUGGUCCUCGAUCCUCACCUGGAGCGCUCAGGUAUUACAAUUUAAGGAGAACUUCCUGCCAGCAAAUCUAUGAUAAAAAAUAUACAUAACAGAGGAAACUAUAACUGUUAUUUGUCCAGUGACAAGUUUUUAAUGUCAGAAUGGCUCACCUAAAGCGACUAGUAAAAUUACACCUCAAAAGACAUUACCAUAAAAAGUUCUGGAAGCUUGGUGCAGUAGUUUUUUUCUUUAUAAUAUUUUUGAUUUUAAUGCAAAGAGAAGUAAGUGUUCAAUAUUCCAAAGAGGAAUCAAGGAUGGAAAGAAAUAUGAAAAAUAAAAACAAGAUGCUUGAUUUAAUGCUAGAAGCUGUAAACAAUAUUAAAGAUGCAAUGCCAAAAAUGCAAAUAGGAGCACCGGUCAGGCAAAACAUUGAUGCUGGUGAGAGACCCUGUUUGCAAGGAUAUUAUACAGCAGCAGAAUUGAAACCCGUUCUUGACCGCCCACCUCAGGAUUCUAAUGCACCUGGUGCUUCUGGAAAAGCGUUCAAGACAACCAAUUUAAGUGUUGAAGAGCAGAAGGAAAAAGAACGUGGAGAAGCAAAACACUGUUUUAACGCUUUUGCAAGUGACAGGAUUUCUUUACACCGAGAUCUUGGACCAGACACUCGACCUCCUGAAUGUAUUGAACAAAAAUUUAAGCGCUGUCCUCCCCUGCCUACCACUAGUGUCAUAAUAGUUUUUCAUAAUGAGGCAUGGUCCACGCUGCUUAGAACUGUCCACAGUGUGCUCUAUUCAUCACCUGCCAUUCUGCUGAAGGAAAUCAUUUUGGUGGAUGAUGCUAGUGUAGAUGAGUACUUACAUGAUAAACUAGAAGAAUAUAUAAAACAAUUUUCUAUAGUAAAAAUAGUCAGACAAAGAGAGAGAAAAGGUCUGAUCACUGCAAGGUUGCUAGGAGCAACAGUAGCAACAGCUGAAACGCUCACAUUUUUAGAUGCUCACUGUGAGUGUUUCUAUGGUUGGUUAGAACCUUUGCUGGCCAGAAUAGCUGAGAACUACACUGCUGUCGUGAGCCCAGAUAUUGCAUCUAUAGAUCUGAACACAUUUGAAUUCAACAAACCUUCUCCUUAUGGAAGUAACCACAACCGUGGGAAUUUUGACUGGAGCCUUUCUUUUGGCUGGGAAUCACUUCCCGAUCAUGAGAAGCAAAGAAGGAAGGAUGAAACUUACCCUAUCAAAACACCCACUUUUGCAGGAGGCCUUUUUUCCAUAUCAAAAGACUAUUUUGAAUAUAUUGGAACUUAUGAUGAAGAAAUGGAAAUUUGGGGAGGUGAAAAUAUAGAAAUGUCUUUCAGAGUGUGGCAAUGUGGUGGGCAGUUGGAGAUUAUGCCUUGCUCUGUUGUUGGACAUGUUUUUCGCAGCAAAAGCCCUCAUACCUUUCCAAAAGGCACUCAGGUGAUUGCUCGCAACCAAGUUCGCCUUGCAGAAGUCUGGAUGGAUGAAUACAAGGAAAUAUUUUACAGGAGAAACACAGACGCAGCAAAAAUUGUUAAACAAAAAUCAUUUGGUGAUCUUUCAAAAAGAUUUGAAAUAAAGCGCCGCCUUCAGUGUAAAAAUUUUACAUGGUAUCUAAACAAUAUUUAUCCAGAAGCAUAUGUGCCAGACCUUAAUCCUGUUAUAUCUGGAUAUAUUAAAAGCGUGGGUCAGCCUCUAUGUUUGGAUGUUGGAGAAAAUAAUCAAGGAGGCAAACCAUUAAUUUUGUAUACGUGUCAUGGACUUGGGGGAAACCAGUACUUUGAAUACUCUGUUCAACAUGAAAUUCGGCAUAACAUCCAGAAGGAAUUGUGUCUUCAUGCUGCUCAAGGUGUUGUUCAGCUGAAGACAUGUGCCUACAAAGGUCACAAGACAGUUGCCACUGGAGAACAGAUAUGGGAGAUCCAGAAGGACCAACUUCUAUAUAAUCCAUUCUUUAAAAUGUGCCUUUCAGCAAGUGGAGAGCAUCCAAGCUUAGUAUCAUGCAAUCCAUCAGAUCCACUCCAAAAAUGGAUUUUUAGCCAAAAUGAUUAAGUGUUCCUUAAAAUUAAGGAGUUGAAAAAGGAGAUAUUCUUUCUCAUAAAACUGUGACUAGGCAUACACUGUAGUUUUUGAAAAUUAUGCAAAAACAGCUAAUUGUAACUUAUUCCAAGUGCAUUUUUCUUAUUUAUAUCUUAAAAUGUCUCUGUAGCACUGCUACAGAAAUCCCUUAAGUUUCCAUUUCAAAGCACAAUAACUAGUAAUACCAAAGACUAUUUUGAAAUGUCCAGAUAUAGAGGAAAAUGUUUACAGUAUGAUGAAAAUAAUUUUCCAAGUAAAGUGAUGUUUGUGUGUUUUGUAUGCUUGAUAAUAUGCAUAGCUACAUUUACACACUCACAAUUUAAAAUAUUUCUUCUAGUUUUUUGGGGGAAGGGAAAAAGAUUUGAUACUGUAUUUUUUUAACCACAUAGAAAUGGAUCAAUGAAGGUCAAAUUUUGGCCUUUGUGUAAAACCAGGAAAUUUUUUUAUAGAUCUAGAAUUUAUUAUAUAAAAAUGCAGGUAGUUUUUUGUUUUUUGGUUUUUUUUUUUUCAUUUUGUCCACUUAUCUGUCAAAUAUUUCCUUAAACAUGAAAUUAAAUGAAUAGGGAGAAGACUAUUUUUAACACUUCAAUUUCUUGGCAAAUUUAAAAAUAUUUUUUAGUCUGAAAUCCACUUGACUUGAAGCACUUAAGUCUUCAAGACUUUUCUUAAGUAACUACACUAUGUGUUUUCCCAAGGCAAUUAAAAGACCCCCAAAUCUCUAACUUGCUAUCUGUUAAAAAGGUGUCUUUUCCCUUUCUGCUAGUCUUUACUUCUUACCAAAAUUCACCAAUCUUGAAUGUUUAUGAAAUUGAAUUUCAAAUGCAGAAUACUUGACACAUUUAAAGCUAAAUUUUGUUACUGAUUCAAUUAUAGACUGUCUUUGUAAUGAAUUUUUUCACCAAAAACUCUUAUUUCUAUCCAUGGAAAACACAAUAAAACAAAUGCUUAUCACUAUUGUAA